Ectocarpus sp. CCAP 1310/34 is the source of this 1699-nucleotide messenger RNA. The record is from the annotation of a GenBank genome assembly. NCBI's taxonomy places the organism in Eukaryota, Phaeophyceae, Ectocarpales, Ectocarpaceae.
AUGUGCUUCAUCGAUCUGCAGAAGGCCUACGACUCGGUGGACCGGGAGCUGCAGUGGAAGGUGCUGGCCCGGGCCGGGAUCCCCGCGGAGAUGAUCGCCGUCAUCCGCAAGUUCCACGUCGGAAUGCGGGCCCGGGUCCGCACGGACGAUGGGGAGCUAUCGGACUGGUUCCCGGUCACGCAGGGAUUACGACAAGGGUGCUCAAUGUCCCCACUGCUGUUCAACGUCUUCUUCGCAGCGCCUCUCGAGAUCAUUGUCACACGGUUCAGCCAAGAUGAGGUUAUCGUGCGGGACCUAGUGUACUUGAAGGAGGAGGAACGGAGGGGGGGGGGAUUGCUGGACCGAGUCCGGAGGGCGGUGUGGGGGAUGCUAUAUGCCGACGAUGCCGGCGUUGUGUCGAAGUCCGCCGACGGCCUGGCGAGGAUGAUGACCAUUAUCGUGGAGGUGUUCCGGGAGUUCGGGCUGACGGUGUCGGAGAGGAAGACGGAGACCCUGGUGAUGCGGGUGAAGGAGAGACAGCGACCGCCGCCGCCGCCACCGCCGGUGCUGACCAUCGAAGCAGCGGGGCAAAGGUACGCACAGACGACCGAGUUCCGAUACCUGGGCGGCCUCAUCAACGAGCAGGGCGACCUCACCCGAGAGAUCAACCACAGGAGCAAAGCAGCGUGGGCGUGCAUUAGGCGAUACGCCACGGAGCUCUUCGACCGACCGGGAGCACCGUUUCGCCUCAAGGCCCGCCUACUCCAGGCGGAGGCAGUGGCGGCACUGCUAUACGGCUGCAUGACAUGGUCCCCACGCCGCGACCACUACCGGCUGCUGCAGACGACACACCACCGUUUGCUUCUGCGAGUUAUCGGCUACCGGCGCAAAGGAGGCACCUACCGGCAGCUGUCAUACGCCCAGGCGCUGAAGAGGGUCGGCUGCCAGAGCGUGGAGGCCACUGUCCGUCAACGGCGCCUGCUCUUUGCGGGGGCCGUGGCAAGACAGCCGGACGGGCGGCUUCCGAAACGGCUGAUGUUCGGCGAGUUGGUGGGAGGGGAGGACCCGGGCCAGGGAAACCCGGAGCAGAACUGGCUGACAUGCCUGAAGGACGACAUGAAGAUGUUCGAAGCCAGGUACGGCUCCACGACCGACAAGCCGAGCGUCUUCGGAGUCCCGAAGUUAGUCUGGAGUGAGGCGGCGAAGGUGGAGGGGGGGGUACCGUGGCACGCGGGUGUGCUGCAGGGAGCUGAGAGGUUUACGGCCUCUUGGCACAAGGGAAAGGAGAAGGCCAGCCGACAACGAGCCAUCAAACGAGGAGACAGCGGGCCCAAAAAUAGUCUAGAUACGGCACCAAUCAACGGGGCGGUAGGGGGGCGGAAGGAAACGGCGGCGCGGGAAGAAAGCAAGCGAGAAGAGACCGACCGCGUGACGUGACAUGUUGCGGUCGAAUUUCAGCGACUAGUUUUUCUGUUGCCCUCUCCCCCGUUUGCUGUCGCGUUCAGACUGUCUCUACGGAUAUCCCUUUCUCUGUGCGAGUUUGUUUAUGUCCUAGUCUGUCUUUGGUUUAAUUCGUUUUAUUUUGUUUUGUUUUUUUACUGGCACGUACUGCUGACCCUUGGGGUCCUUCCGGAAGGCUACCCCCCAGGCUGGUGGUGCGCACGUUCCACUACUUAUUUAUUUAUUUGUUUCUGAUUCUUUUGUUUUCUUGUAUUUUAUC